UUUACUUCCUGGCUGCUGCCUGUUACAACGAACCCAACAUAACUCCUAAAAAGUGUAAUGUGGUUUCCUUAAUUUCCCAAAUUUCCUAGACAUUGCUUUUUUAUGCCUAUUAAAAGUACAAUCAACCAUUCAUAUUAUAUUACCAAGCAAAAUUGCUCUUUGCUAACUUAAGUCAUCUCAGGCGAGAAAAAAGUCUCUGUUUCUUAGCUGCUAACUAGGAAAUUCUUUAUUCACGUAUAUGUUUAUCUGUUUGAAAAGCCGUCUCAAUCGCUGGAUUUCUAGUAGCAUCGCUUUCAUCGGGUGUUCGUAUUCAACUUUAUAAUGUCUUCAAUUGCGAGUAUUAUCAAAACAAAACUGCAACUUCCGGAUUCUUCAAAGGAUUUAGCUAAGCUGAGGUGGAGAUUUCGACUUCCGGAUUCACAAUUUUCUAUCAAUAGUUUACCAUGCGAGAUUCAGUUCAUCCACUAUAACAAUUCGGAGGAAACGAAGUCUUUGCUGGGUGUUCUCUACUUAUUCACUGAUUACAUUGCUUUCCGUGGUGAUGAAGAAGGUACUCAAUUUUGUAUGCCAUAUACUAUUAUUCGAAAGGUUAGCAAAGUAAAAAGUGAUGACUAUGAACAACUACUCUCUGUCUCCACGAGCAACGGUUAUGAAUUUCGAAUUUCACUUCAGGUUUCUGAAAGUACCGCAUUGCGUUUUUGCGGACUUUUGAAGGAAGAACUUAUUUCACAUAAAGCAAACAUGCAUAAAGCAUCUGAAUUUACCAAACAAUUUUUUUCAGAACAAUUGAUAAGUCCCAAUGUUGCAGAGAGUAACCUGUCUUACGGUUUUGGUUGCAAAUAUGGAUAUCCCACAGAUCCACGGGCCUCCCGUGAAAGAGCCAAACUUCGGAUGUGGAAAGAAUACUUCCUGUUAUAUGGAACAAGCCUCUCAUUAAUAAGAGUCUCUCUGUUCUCUAAGCUUGUCCGUAUAGAAUUACCGAAUAAACUAAGGGGUGAAAUAUGGGAGUUAACUUCCGGAUCCUUGUAUUUGAGGCUUCAAAAUGAAGACGAAUAUAAAAAUAUAUUACGGGCUUAUUCUGGGAAAACUUCUUUUUCUUUAGAAGAAAUUGAAAAAGACUUGGGCAGAAGUUUGCCAGAGUACCCUGCAUACCAAAAUGAUGAAGGAAUUGAUGCUUUGCGAAACGUUUUAGUUGCCUUCUCUUGGAAAAAUCAGGAUGUUGGUUACUGUCAAGCUAUGAACAUUGUGGCGGCUGCAUUGUUGAUUCAUUGCAAUGAAGCUCAAACGUUUUAUUUAAUGCAUAAGAUUUGCGAGGAUUAUAUACCCGGAUAUUACUCCAAAACUAUGUACGGAACAUUGAUUGAUCAACAGGUGUACGAAACUUUAGUACAGCGGCUUAUGCCUAACCUCCACGCUCAUUUUGUAAACAAGGAUAUCCAACUUAGUAUAAUAUCCUUACCAUGGUUCCUUUCUCUCUUCUUUUGUACUAUGCCAUUACCUUUUGCGUUUCGAUUGAUGGACUUCUUCUUUUUGGAAGGACCAAGGGUCCUUUUUCAGAUUGGAAUGGCAGUAUUGUAUGAUAACGAAUCUGAAAUCUUAAAGGCCACUGAGGAAACCAUGCUUAUUUCUCUUCUGAAAAGGUAUUUUUCGCAAUUAAGUGAUCGAGUUUACAAAGAUGCUACUGAUAAAAGAGUCGCGUCGAUUACCAAAUUUCAAUUAUUGCUUGUAACAGCUUUCAAAAAGUUUGGAAACAUUACUCAUGCAAUGAUAGAGUCUGAAAGGAAACGACAUUUCAAUAAAGUAAUUAAUUCGAUUGAAUCGUUCGCCAAGCGGACACAAAUACGAAGUAUUCAAAAUUACGGCUCGUUGACACGUGACGAUUUGAGUAAUAUAUAUGACCGUUACCAUGAAAUUCUUUCUGCUAAACAUGAAUUUGAGGUAAGCAAUUCUGCUGAUACAAAGCUUGAGUUUGAUGAAUUUUGUAUUUUCAUGGGAGGUGUGACAGAUUGGGCUAAAAAUCUUGACGCGGCCGCAAUAAAUGGAUCUUCAUCAUUCUUGAGACAUUUAUUUUUACGAUUCGAUAAAAGCAGAGUAGGUUCUCUGUCUCUGCAAGACUUAGUUUCUGGGAUUGCAGGAUUAAAGGUACGAGACGUCAUGCAUAAUAUCUCAUUUAUUUUUGAGCUGUACGACUCUGAUAGUGAUGGAUUUAUGGAUAAAUCUGAUGUAUUGAAAGUAUCUGAGGCUCUUUUGUGGAUUACCAGGUACAUGGGCGAUGAAUGCUUAUCAGCUGUCAGUGAAUUUAUUCAGAGGUGCUUUCAUUUUGCAGAUGAAGCUAGUCCUGAACAUCGGGAAGAAGAAAAGUUGAUUGAUGUAGACGAGAGUUUACCUAGUGGUGAUUCGACUUUGGAAAGAAAUGUAGGCGCAAAUAGCGAUAUCCGAGUUAGUCUACCUACUUUUCGGAUGGUCAUCUUUUCAAAUGUGCUGCUGGAGCAGCUAUUUUCUGGCGGCUUGGCAGAUUCCAUCGUGCUAGCACCUGUGGAAGAAAAGACAAGUACCGUUGGUGGUCUUCGUGGAUUAUUGGAUUCCCUUGUUCUCGACACUAAUAGAUGGAGUGAAACUUUCCGUAAUCAUAAGCAUGUUGCAAAUAUUCCUUCGUCAGAUAAUGCUACGAGUACUGGACACAGGUCAUAUUUGACAAGUGAUGAUACUUCAAAUUAUGAAAAAGUAAAAAGCCGUACAUCAGAUAUUGAUGAAGAUGUUGGAGAACCUGUUGAAGACGAUAAAGAUUUACUACAGUUUGAUCCUUACAAGAAAACGGAAGCGUAAUACUAUAUCAAGUUUUGGUCACUUUUUCGAAAUCUUUUGACAAAAUAUAGAAGCCCUUGGCAUGUAUACGUAUCCCUUUUACUCUGAUCAAGAUCUUUUCAUGCUAAUGUUUUUUUUUUUAAUUGUUAUUUAAUAAAUGAUCUUUUUAAUGCACUAUUUCUUUUUUUUUUUUUAUAAAUAU
Messenger RNA from Schizosaccharomyces octosporus yFS286, 3007 nucleotides. RefSeq names its product GTPase activating protein. The transcript has a single exon. The coding region runs from base 322 to 2826 and encodes 834 amino acids. Gene Ontology annotation, molecular function: calcium ion binding. NCBI's taxonomy places the organism in Eukaryota, Fungi, Ascomycota, Schizosaccharomycetes, Schizosaccharomycetales, Schizosaccharomycetaceae. The record is from RefSeq and is a predicted model, not a curated record.